AUGGUGGCUGCAAAGAAGACGAAAAAGCCGCUGGAGUCCAUCAACUCGAGGCUCCAGCUGGUCAUGAAAAGUGGCAAAUACGUGCUGGGCUACAAACAGACCCUGAAAAUGAUCCGACAAGGCAAAGCCAAGUUGGUCAUCUUAGCCAACAACUGCCCAGCCUUGAGGAAAUCAGAGAUUGAAUAUUACGCUAUGUUGGCCAAAACUGGCGUACAUCACUACAGUGGCAAUAACAUUGAAUUGGGUACAGCAUGUGGGAAGUACUACAGAGUAUGUACAUUGGCUAUCAUUGAUCCAGGUGAUUCUGAUAUCAUUAGAAGCAUGCCAGAACAGACCAGUGAGCUAUUCCAGUAA
Trichosurus vulpecula (common brushtail) is the source of this 354-nucleotide messenger RNA. Its product is annotated as 60S ribosomal protein L30-like. Gene Ontology annotation, molecular function: RNA binding; structural constituent of ribosome. The record is from RefSeq and is a predicted model, not a curated record. The transcript has a single exon. NCBI's taxonomy places the organism in Eukaryota, Metazoa, Chordata, Mammalia, Diprotodontia, Phalangeridae. Bases 1 to 354 code for a protein of 117 amino acids. Gene Ontology annotation, cellular component: cytosolic large ribosomal subunit.